UGUAUUUUAUCCCGCUAAAAUAUUUGGUUUCAUUGUUACUCUCUUGUGUUAUUAUUAUUUGCUGUGGAUAUUAUUCCUGAGCGAGAUUAUUUUUUAUCCCAACAGGCGCUACAUAAGUUUCUUCUCUUUUUCUUCAGGUGCUUAAGCGAUGUUGAAAGGAAAUGACUCACACUGGUGAAGCUUCUGAGCGCCAUAAAUCUGAAGGCAUUGAUACGACGAUUGAGAUAAAAGUAAAAACUAUGAAUUCUCAAACCCACAAUUUGCGUAUUAGCAAUCAGGGCAGAGUAUGGAACUUGAAAGAACACGUAUCUCUUUUGAUUGGGACGCGAAUGGAACAACAACGUCUAAUCUAUUAUGGAAAAGCCUUAGAAGAUGAUGUAUACUUAUCCCUUUACUUUGGGUCCGGCGGACCCGUUCAUCUUAGACUUUUGUUGAAGCCCUUGCUCGAGUUCCGAAUGCUAUUCCUCGGCUCAAGGAGUGGGUCGAGGGUAUUGUAUCACAUAUGCCCUACUCCGAGUGCUCAUGGCGCGAACCUUCGAAGGGACGUUGGGAGGCCCGUUCCCAUGGUAAGGUUCCUUUCCCGAUUAAGUUGUAUUGAGCUUCUUCUUCUGGCAUUGCGUUCUUAUUUCCUUUACUUCCUUUUCCAUGUUUGCCUAAGAACGUUGAGCUUAGGCCUGCAGUCGGGGACGAGGACUUGCCUGUUGAGUCUCCUGCUCCGGGGCAGGCCUGAGAGAGGAAAAGGAUGAGGGAUCCGAACUCCCCAAGCUCGGAUAAAAAGAAACCGAGAAGGAGGCUAGUUCACAAGCCAAAGGAAACCUCCAGUUCCUGAGUGCUCGACUCGGACUCACUCCUUCGUCUCAGGGAUGAGCCCAACGAGGACGAACUGUUUAUGGCCCAAGAGCUAUCUGUCCUGGAAGAACGGGCGGCAGGCGAGGGGGAAACAAUGGAGGCUAAUAAUUCUAUAGUUCCUGAGGUUGAUGCUGUAGAGAGGGCCGAGAACUCUCGAGAUGCUGGCUCUGCCUCGCCGAGCCUUAUAGAUAUUACGACAUCGCCUUUGUUCACAUAAUCAAUGUUCGACGAAACCAAAACGACAAGGAGCGAUCAAACGAGGGGGCCUAUGGAGUGGAUGAUCCCCUUCGAUACUUCUUUGACGGCGUAGACCCGUCCACUCUGGAGGACUUCAACGGAUUGGGUGAUUUUGGGGUGCCGAGGAAAAGCCCAUCCUCAGAGAUUGGCGGGUCGAACUCAAGCCCGAGGUUCGUCAACCGGUUCCCGGCUCUGAGCAAGGAUCCUGACCGGGAGCGGUAAAUCGUUAUCACCGUCCAUGAGGAUGCUCGGGUUCUUUCCGCCCCCUUGGGAUAGCUAGCUACCUUCGGUGCCUGGUAACCGACGAAGGCCAGGCAAAAAUGAACGAGGAGGAUGCCUCACACCUGUUUAAUGAAGCACAAUAGGUGCUGAACUGAGUAAGGUGUUACCACACUUUUUUAUUUUUCAUGUUUAGUUCUCGAUGAUCCUAAUAUCUCUUCUCAUAUUUGCUGGUCUCAGUACUUCACUAUGAAACCUUCCUCCGAUAUCGGGAUGAGCUGAUCCAGCUGGAAGCCGAAGUUAAAGAGCUUGCUGAGAAGAGAUACAUUUAUAAGCUUCUCAGCGAGCAACAUGAAGGAGAAGUCAAGAGCCUUCGAGCUGAGCUGGACGUGGCUCAGAAAGAAUACGAUGUCCUGGUGGAACAGUAAAAAUCUUUGAAGUUAGUGAUGACGAGCUAAACACGGUAACUAACGGUCAGAACCUGAAGGAAUAACAGAAGCUCGGUCGGAUCGACCAACUCCGAGCCAAUAUGGAUGUAAUUAAGGUCGAGGCCGAAGAGUGGAAGGGCAUGAUGGAUCAUUUGGCCUCGAAAAAGGAGACUGCCUGGGCACAACUGGCUUCGACGGAGGCUCAAAUUCGAGCAGUGAGAGAGAAAACUGAGGCCCAGUCCCAAAAAAUCAAGGACCUCCAGUCUCAAUUGGGCUCGGUUAUACCAAUCGGGAUACCCUUGCCAAGUAGGUCAAAGCAGCCAAGUCAGUGGUUGAAAUAGUCAGGCCGGUGCUGAUGAGAUGGUGGCCUAGUACAAAGAUGAUGCUGAGGCAACCAAGGAUCGCCUAAAAGACAUUGCGUUGAAUAUGUGAAGUGGUAGUCCCGAAGGGAAGCUCUCGACGAGGCUCAUGCCCGGGGUUUUGAUUUAUCGGCAAGAGGCUCCAGGUCGAGACCAAGAAGUUGGCAUAUCCUAAAGGGAAAGAAGACUCCGAGGGUUCCGACAGAUCUGGUGGCGGAGCGGACCCCGAUGGUCCUGGUGAUGAGGUCAGCUCCAGUGAAAAAGACCAGGUUGCUGCUUAGGUGCUUUGUAGAUGUUUUUGUUGAGGACAUUUGGCCUUUGUAAAGAUCUUUUAAUACUCCCUCCGUUCCAGUUUAUGUGAUCCUAUUUCCUUUUUGGUCCGUUCA
Messenger RNA from Nicotiana tabacum (common tobacco), 2478 nucleotides. NCBI's taxonomy places the organism in Eukaryota, Viridiplantae, Streptophyta, Magnoliopsida, Solanales, Solanaceae. The record is from RefSeq and is a predicted model, not a curated record.